This is a messenger RNA of Syngnathus acus (greater pipefish), 2447 nucleotides long. RefSeq names its product growth hormone secretagogue receptor a (gene ghsra). Gene Ontology annotation, molecular function: growth hormone secretagogue receptor activity. Gene Ontology annotation, cellular component: plasma membrane. The transcript has 2 exons. Gene Ontology annotation, biological process: hormone-mediated signaling pathway; G protein-coupled receptor signaling pathway. Bases 168 to 1307 code for a protein of 379 amino acids. The record is from RefSeq and is a predicted model, not a curated record. NCBI's taxonomy places the organism in Eukaryota, Metazoa, Chordata, Actinopteri, Syngnathiformes, Syngnathidae.
UGAAAUGUUGGUUUUGAAGUUUUCGGCGUCCCACGUGUAAAGAUUAUUGAGGAGCCCUUUCAUAGCUUGUUGGAUUCGGUUUUACGCACGGCAGGUUGCUCUCCAAAACGAUCUCUGUGAUGAAAGUGAUGGGUGGUUCGCUGAGAGCACGUGACAAAUGAGUCAGCAUGCCCCAGGGACUCAACAUCUCCUUGUGCCUCCUCCAAAACUGCAACUGGGACGAGAGCAGUAACACCACCCAUCCGAGCCGCGACUCGGACCUUCCCCCUCUCAACUUCUACAGCUUUCCCCUUCUCACGCUUAUCACCGUGGCGUGCUCGCUACUCUCCGUGGUGGGCGUGACCGGCAACGUCUUGACCAUCCUGGUGGUGAGCAAGUAUCGCGACAUGCGCACCACCACCAACCUGUACCUGUGCAGCAUGGCGGUGUCGGACCUGCUCAUCUUCCUGUGCAUGCCGCUCGACCUCUACCGCAUGUGGCGCUACCGGCCGUGGCGCCUCGGCGACGCGCUCUGCAAGCUCUUCCAGUUCGUGUCCGAGUCGAGUACCUACUCGACCAUCCUGAGCAUCACGGCGCUCUCCGUGGAGCGCUACGUGGCCAUCUGCAUCCCGCUGCGCGCCAAGGCUCUGAUGACCAAGCGGCGAGUGCGCUCGCUCAUCUUGCUCCUGUGGUGCGUGUCCUUGCUGAGCGCCGGGCCCGUCUUUGUCAUGGUGGGCGUGGAGCGGGACCACCUCAGCUUCAGCGCCAAUGACACCCACGCUCUUGGGAGGGAAGAGGACGAGUACAGGGACACGCGAGAGUGCAAGAUGACACACUAUGCAGUGGAGUCGGGCCUGAUGGGCGCCAUGGUGUGGCUGAGCUCCGUGUUCUUCUUCAUGCCCGUCUUCUGCCUCACGGUGCUCUACAGCCUCAUCGGCCGCCGCUUGUGGCAUAGACAUCGGAACACCAACAUCAGGUCACACCGGGACAGGAGCAACAGGCAGACAAUCAAGAUGUUGGUGGUGGUGGUUCUGGCCUUCGUCCUGUGCUGGCUGCCCUUCCACGUGUGCCGCUACCUGCAGUCCCGCUCGCUGGACGCGCCGUCCCCGCUGCUGUCCGCCCUGUCGGAGUACUGCAGCUUGCUGUCGGUGGUUCUUUUCUACCUGAGCGCCGCCAUCAACCCCAUCCUCUACAACACCAUGUCCUGGAAGUUCCGCGGGGCGGCGGCGCGCCUUUUCGGCCUCGGCCACCAAAAGCUACCUCGGACCCGCACCGCCAGUACGCUGAAGGCCGUGACCGAGGGGGGGAUGGAAUCCAACAGCUUCUAAAGCUUCGUCAAGGAUGGGCGGAAGUACGGCCUGCUUAAAACUGGGUGAACCGAAGCGGACCAGGGUUAUUGAUAAAAAGCAGCAACUUCACUCUGUCAGGAGGUCGCCACAGAAAUGUACUCACAGGUUUUGCUAGGCACGUACCAAUAGCAGGUAUCGGGUACACAUGGAGGCUGCCGAUACCAGCCGUCGAUACUUCAGGCAAAAAGAUAAAUCAGACUGUGUACGUCCUCCUUGGCAGUAGAAACGAACACAUUUCUCCGUCGUGGGAUCAAUAAAGUUCUAUCCUUAUAUUUACUCUGUAUUGUUGAGUGAAUACUUGUAAAAGUGUUCUUGAACAUCCUUAGUUUUUUUACACCUGGCAGAUUUCAAAUUACUUCAAUGUCAAAUCUGCUGGGAAAUAUAUUAGUUUUAUACAUUUUUCUGUCGCGCCGUAAAAUGUCGCCAAGCUGUGAACUAAUAUUGUAUCCAUGUUGUGCAAUUAAUUAUCAUGACGGCGUUAUGUAAUGUACUGUUAUCAAAAGAGAUGUGUCAAAUUUAUUAUGACCCCCGAAAAUAUGCUCCGUAUCUUUGUAAAGGCAGAAUUUUGUGCGGCUAAUGUUGUGGGUUGUUAAAAUAAAAAGUCCAGCUUUUGUCUUGUUGUUGUAAAUAGAUGCUUAGCUGUGAUUAAAGGUGUAUGAACAUCAUUUUGAUUCCAUGUUGUUAAAAAAGCACCCACUCUAAAAUGCCAGUGCAAACGGAACAUAGCAAACAACAAAAUAAACUCGUGCUCUAUGUCGGAAAUUUUUUUAAACAUUUAUUGGGCAUAAAUAUAUUAUAUAUACGCUACCGAUACAGUUACGUCUUACAUACAUAGUGUAGUAUUUGCAAAAAAAAUCUAUACAUUAAAAUUGAUAUGGCAGUCUUUUUUUUAUAUAAUGCAUAUGAAAUUGUCUAACAUUUACAAUACUAGAAGAAAUGCAUGAAUUUCUCUUUUAUUAAAAAAAAAAAUCUCAAAUUCAUAGACCAUGACAACCUGGAAUGUUCACUCUUAAAAACGUGAGGUAAAAAAUACAUGUUUUGAUUUGUUUGCACUUUAGUGUUUCCGCACUCUGUGGCCAAUUGUUUAGUCAAAAUAAAAAUGUGUAGUCACUGUAAAAA